This is a messenger RNA of Molossus molossus (Pallas's mastiff bat), 365 nucleotides long. Its product is annotated as guanine nucleotide-binding protein G(s) subunit alpha-like. The transcript has a single exon. The coding region runs from base 1 to 273 and encodes 90 amino acids. Gene Ontology annotation, cellular component: heterotrimeric G-protein complex. NCBI's taxonomy places the organism in Eukaryota, Metazoa, Chordata, Mammalia, Chiroptera, Molossidae. Gene Ontology annotation, biological process: adenylate cyclase-activating dopamine receptor signaling pathway; sensory perception of chemical stimulus. The record is from RefSeq and is a predicted model, not a curated record. Gene Ontology annotation, molecular function: guanyl nucleotide binding; D1 dopamine receptor binding; GTPase activity.
AUGGGCUGUCUCGGAAACAGUAAGACCAAGGACCAGCGCAAUGAGAAGAAGGCGCAGCGCGAGGCCAACAAAAAGAUCGAGAAGCAGCUUCAGAAGGGCAAGCAGGUCUACCGGGCCACGCACCGCCUGCUGCUGCUGGGUGCUGGAGAGUCUGGUAAAAGCACCAUUGUGAAGCAGAUGAGGAUCCUGCAUGUUAAUGGGUUUAAUGGAGAGGGUGGCGAAGAGGACCCGCAGACUGCCAGGAGCAACAGCGAUGGAGUAUAUUAUCCCUAGAUGGUGGUUCCCGUUCUCUUCCCGUUUCUCUCCUUCCUGGCCAUGUCCCGUCACCCUUUGCAUGCUGGGAUUGCCCUUCUUGGGAACUUCUA